AACAAAAUUGCAGCAAAAUUUCAACCACCACAAAUCAAAUUCACAUUUACAGACAAAUUGUAAAUCCCACAUUUCCAGACAACGAAAUACACAAUCAAUAAUAGUAAUAGUUUCGUCUCGUAUGGAUGGAGAUGACGCAUUCAUAGUGUGAUUCAAUUCAGGAACUAUUAUCAUGGAAGGAAUGAGCGGAGGAUCUCCCGCGCCGGUGGAGCGUGAGGAAAACUCCACGCAAAAGCAAAAUCUCCGUUCAGGGGUAAAACGAGCCUAAAAUGACUUGCGAGCCAGAGAAGGAGUCUAUGGACAUCGACAGUGCGGGAGAAAGCAAAGAGAUUCCAUGUGAGGUUGUCAGAAAUGGUCUUAAUCUCUAUCCAGUCUUUGCUAAUGAUUCUGGUGAAGGCCUUCCAUAUGCACCUCAAGAUUGGCCUAAUCCCGGUGAUAACUGGCGCUGGAAAGUUGGGAAAAGAAUUUCUGUUUCAGGAUACUUUCGAGAUAGAUAUAUUUAUGUUCCCAGCAGGUUCCGCAAGAUGGGAGAUAGUAAAGGCUUCAAGAGCAGGCUCUCACUUGAACACUAUAUUCGAGAAAAAUUCCCUUGUGCAGAUGUUGAUACUUUCUUUGCCUCUUUCAGCUGGGUAAUCCCUUCUAAACUAACCAAGAAAGAUGCAGAUGACCGAGAAAUGCUCAGGCUCCUGCCGGAGCCAGCAAAAGAUCUAGAAUCUGAUGGCGUUGCGCGUUGUAAAGCUGGUAAUAGAUUUUGCAGCAGCUUAGCUGCACGAGAGGAGUCUGGUUCACAAAUCAUGUUAUGUGAUAUUUGCUGUGGUGAAGCUGGUUUCUGCAGAGAUUGUUGUUGUAUAUUAUGUUCUCAAACUAUCGACAAAGCUUCUGAAGAUUACAAUUCCAUUAUAUGUGAAGCUGAUAUUGAGGGCGGUACUUGUGGACAUAGUUGUCACAUUGACUGUGCUCUACGAGCUUACAUGGCUGGGACAGUUGGAGGGAGUAUAGGUUUGGAUGCAGAGUAUUUUUGCCGUCGCUGUGAUUCAAGAACCGAUCUAGUUCCACAUGUUACCAGACUAAUAAAUGAUUGGAAAUCAAAUGGCUCGCAGGAUGAUAUUGAGAAGAUUUUGAAUGUUGGCAUCCUUGUGCUGCGUGGGUCAAAUAGAACAAGCGCAAUGCAGCUGAUGCAUCGUUUUCAGUUAGCCAUGUCAAAGCUUAAGAAUGGCAAUUAUCUGGAGGAUAUUUGGAAGAUGGAUCCUGUCUGUAAAGAUACUUCUGGAAAGAUCGCCUGCUUCGGAGUUGAUCUUCUUCACAAGACCGAUUGCUGGAGUCCUUAAUAUUCCCCAGCAACCGUGGUUGCAACUUCAUUAAGUGGGAUUUGACACAGGUUUGAAAACGAAAUUGAUCUCAUUCUGGACGCUAAGAAAGUCGCAAGAGAUUUCAGUACAGACUUGCUGGAAAGGCUCUCAGCUCAGGAGGACUAUAUCAUAAUCUCUACGAACAGCUUCACAGACAGAAGGACUUAUUGCUUGAUGCAGUCUUAAGCAGAGUUUCUCAGGUGAAGCGGGAAGUGUCCGACUCAAGGACUUGGGCAGAGUUUCAAGGGAUUCAGUAGGGUUCCUAAACAUAUCCUUUUGGACAAUUCAGUCUAGAUCUUGAGCAUUGGCAAAGCUUUAGCUAGCUUCCUGUAGGGAAUUCACAGGAAACCAGGAAUGCUUUAUACCACAAUGUUCUAAAUGCUGGAGAAAUGUUUUCUUGCAAAAUGUUUGUGUAUGUGAUAUGAUGAAUGUGUGUCUGUGGCUCAAAGUUUUGGUGUUCCUUUAGUAGUUCGUGAAUUGAUUUCAUUUCAACUUCAUAUUGAAUAAUCCCUCAGAUAUGAGUCUCUCUUGAUCAAAUGUAAUUGAUCUUCCUAUAUUACCUUUUA
Molecule: messenger RNA, 1915 nt
Organism: Salvia hispanica
Lineage: Eukaryota; Viridiplantae; Streptophyta; Magnoliopsida; Lamiales; Lamiaceae
Source: RefSeq, a predicted model, not a curated record